Molecule: messenger RNA, 1023 nt
Organism: Darwinula stevensoni
Lineage: Eukaryota; Metazoa; Arthropoda; Ostracoda; Podocopida; Darwinulidae
Source: the annotation of a GenBank genome assembly
AUGAGUGAUAAGGUAGUGCUUGGAGGUGUAGAAGGUGGAUCCUCCCAUACAGUGACUCAUUUGUAUACCCCGGAGGGUGAACUCUUGGCGGAAUACGUGUAUCCAGAUGGCUGUAAUCACUGGCAGAUUGGGUACGAAAAGGCGUGGGAAAUAAUUCGCGAUUCCGUGACCAGCGCCUUGAAAUCGGCUGGACUAUCUCCGAUGACAACGUUGCAAUGCUUGGGACUAUCCCUGUCUGGAGUGGAAGGGGAAACAGUGGCCGAAGAGUAUCGUCAAGGCAUUUCCAAAGCUUACCCAAGCCUCUCGCAUAAAUACCUUGUCUGUAGUGAUACAUUGGGGUCCGUAUACACCGUGCGUAAUAACGGAGGAUUGGUUCUCAUCUCCGGAACGGGAUCCAACUCGCUUAUAGUCAAUCCCAAUAUGAAGACUUUCCAAUGUGGAGGAUGGGGUUAUAUGCUCGGGGAUGAGGGCUCGGCCUAUCUCCUUGUCCGAGAGGCGGUCAAGGCCUGCAUCAAUGCCUUCGAAGGAUUCCAACCUGUCCUGCAUCCCACAGACCGAGUUUGGAAACUACUUGGAGACGACUGGGGAGUCGCAAGCAUCCCGGACCUCCUGCCCGUCUUUUACAAGGACUUCAAGAAGUCUCGAGUGGCCGGGCUAUGCGUAAAACUGGCUCACCUAGCCCGGGAUGGCGAUGCGUUGAGCCGGAGCCUCUUCGAACAAACGGGAUCGUGGUUGGGUGACAUGGUGAAUUGUCUUGUCCCAAAAGCAGAUCGGGAACUUCUCAUCGGGCCCGGGGGACUCCCGAUCGUUUGCGUUGGGAACGUGUGGAAGUCCUGGGACUUGUUGAAACCAGGCUUCAUCGCUGCUAUCCGAGAGCGGGGUGUUCUGACCGAGUUCUCGUUGAUUUCUGCCAAAUGCUCGGCCGCUGCCGGCGCUGCCUAUCUCGCUGCUAGGCAUCAUUCCCUCCCCUUCACUUACCAACCCGAAAUGAUGGGGCAGGAAAUAUUUCAUUGGAAGGCCUGA